UCCCCAAUUGUCUCCAAAUGACUUAUGAAAAAGCCGCUAUUUCAAUGUAGAGCGAAGAGAGGACCAGCCACCCUUUGCAUUUGGCUGUUAAGUUCAAGUUUAACCUAUUCUCGUCGGGCUUUGAGAAGGCCUGGGCAGAAGACUUUUAACAACGCGUGACCUUAAAAGCGGACGCGGAGGUCUGUGGGAAUUGUAGUCCCGAGUCCUUUUGUUUCACCGCGCGGCACCCUGGGAAGGGGCAUCUGGGCUGCUUCUGCGCGUGUGCAGCCGUAGCCCCGCCUCCUCACUCGUCCCCUGUGGACUCAAGGGAAGUGGUUUGGCAACCUAGGGGUCUACUCGGAAAAUAAGGGGUGCGCACCCGGGGUGAGGGUGCGGGGAGCCAGCUGGGAGGGUUGCAUUUGUGCCUAGAGAUAGGAGCGGAAAGUCUUUGGGACUCCCUCCCACCAAUGCCAGUGUAAGCGCCCGGUCGGGCCCUCAUUCUGGGGAAGGCCAGGCGGGGGGACCCCGGCCCUCGGGCCCCCGGGUGCAGGUCAGGCUGUCUGGUUAGGAGCAGGUGCUCGGUGCGGGUCUCAGUGUGUAGGGACCGUGUGCCCGGCCCCGCCUGCAGCCCGACGCGGGAAAAAAGCCCGGGUCGGCAGCGGGAGGGGCGGGGAGUGCAUUUAUAGCGCCGACGGUGACCAUGGAUCUGCGGUGAGGACCCGAGCUCUGGAGUCAGAAGGGCCCGGGUAAAUUCCAGCUCUGUCACCUUUAAGCAGGGGCGACAAAAAGAAUCUGGAGCUUCAGAGCAGAGGCAGAAGAGCCCGGAAAGGAGCAGAUCCUAGAUUUGAACGAUCAGAAGCAUUUCUUAAUCCCCCUGCCCAGAAUGAGCCAGUCUUGGUGAUGAUGCCACCUCCAGAAGUCACCAGCCUGUAUGACAGUCGGGGGUUCGGGCCAGCCUUGAGAAGAGCAAGCUGAACCACAGUUCUCUACUCUCCCAAGAGCAGAAAAUGAACAUACUUCAGGCAUCAGUGUCAUUCAGAGAUGUGACUGUGGAGUUCACUCAGGAGGAGUGGCGGCAGAUGGACCCUGCUCAGAGGACCCUGUACAGAGACGUGAUGCUGGAGAACUACAGCCACCUCGUCUCAGUGGGGUACUGCUUUACAAAACCAGAACUGAUCUUCAUGUUGGAACAAGGAGAAGAUCCAUGGUUGUUAGAGAAAGAAUUUGUAAGCGGAAGUUCCCCAGAAGAACCCCAACCUGAUAAGUUCUUAGAGGAGAGCCUGGAAAACCAAGGCAAACAUUUGAGGCAAGUUUUAUUCACCCACAAAUCAUUGACUACAAAGCAAGAAAUUCCAAGAAAACCAUAUAAUCUGGACAUAAACAUUCUUCCUGCAAAAACAGUGCCCUGUAAAUUUGACACUGCAGGAUCUAGUUACUUGCUUCUCAGCUCAUUGGCCCCACACUGUCAGUAUUCAAGAAAGAAGACUCAUGAGCUUAAUGUAUGUAAGAAAUGGCUCCUCAGUAUUAAGGAUAGUAGAACCAAUACUGGAGAGAAAUCUUUUGUUUAUAGGAGACGUAUGAACGCCUUUGGACAUAAAGACAAAGUAAUUCAGCAUCAAACAAUUCAGACUUUGCAGCAAGAUUUUGAAUGUAAUGAAUGUGGGAAAGAUUUUCCUGAGAAGACUACCCUUGUUACGUCUCAGAGUACCCACCCAAAAGUGAAGUCUUGUAAAUUCAUGAAAUUUGGAGAAAACCAAUGUGAUAAGUCAGCCUUGAUAGUCUCCCAGAACAGUCAUCCAGCAGAGAAGAGUCAGUAUGAGAUUGAUAAAUAUGAAUGUACUAAAAACAACAGUAAUUUCAGUCGGAUGACUCAAAGAACUGACACAGAAGGGAACUCUUCCAGCCAAAAAUUACACUUUAGAGAACAGCAAAAAACUCAUACAGGAAUGAAAACCUUUGAAUAUGGAAGGGAUUUUGGCCAUAAUUCAGCCCUCCCAGUGCAUCAGAGGAUUCACACACUAGAGCAGUCCUCUGAUAAUGGCACAUGUACAGAGACAUUGGAUUACCAGUCAGCUUUCAGUGUACAUCAGCGAUCUCAAAUUACAGUGAAACCCUAUGAGUGUAACAAGUGUGGAAAAUCCUGCAGUAUGACUUCAUGCCUGAUUCAGCCUCAGAGGAGUCACACAGAGAAGAAACCCUAUGAAUGUCAUGAAUGUGGGAAAGCUUUCAGUGAGAAGUCACGCCUAAGAAAACAUCAGAGAACUCACACAGGAGAGAAACCCUAUAAAUGUGAUGGGUGUGAGAAAGCUUUCAGUGCAAAGUCAGGCCUAAGAAUACAUCAGAGAACUCACACAGGAGAGAAACCCUUUGAAUGUAAUGACUGUGGGAAAUCUUUCAACUAUAAAUCAAUUCUCAUAGUGCAUCAGAGAACUCAUACAGGGGAGAAACCCUUUGAAUGUAACGAAUGUGGGAAAUCUUUCAGCCAUAUGUCAGGCCUGAGGAAUCAUCGGAGAACUCACACAGGAGAAAGGCCGUAUACGUGUGAUGAAUGUGGGAAAGCUUUCAAACUGAAGUCAGGUCUAAGAAAACAUCACAGGACUCACACAGGGGAAAAGCCCUAUAAAUGCAACCAAUGUGGGAAAGCUUUCGGUCAGAAGUCACAACUCAGAGGACAUCAUAGAAUUCACACAGGGGAGAAACCCUACCAGUGUAAUCAUUGUGGGGAAGCUUUUAGCCAGAAGUCAAACCUCAGAGUACAUCACAGAACUCACACUGGGGAGAAGCCCUAUAAAUGUGAAGAGUGUGGCAAAACUUUCAGGCAGAAAUCAAAUCUCAGAGGACAUCAGAGAACCCACACUGGGGAGAAACCCUAUGAAUGUAACGAAUGUGGCAAAGCUUUCAGUGAGAAGUCGGUCCUAAGAAAACACGAGAGAACUCACACAGGAGAGAAACCCUAUAAUUGUAAUCACUGUGGAGAAGCUUUCAGCCAGAAAUCAAAUCUCAGAGUACAUCAGAGAACUCACACUGGGGAGAAACCCUAUAAAUGUGAUAAAUGUGGGAAAACUUUUAGCCAGAAAUCUAGCCUUAGAGAACAUCAGAAAGCCCGCACGGGGAAUUAAACGUAUAAGUGUAAUGAAUGUAGAAAAUCUCUGAGCUGGAAAUCAAGUCUCACAAUACAAAAUGAAGCUAUCGGAGAACACCCCUAUGAUACAAUGAACACUUGGAAGCUUCUCUGCAAGAUACUGGCUUUCACUAAACAUCAGAGAAUGCACACAGGAGAGAAAUUCUUGGCCUAUAUUUUAUAUGGACAGUCUCAUCCUGAGUGUGGUCCUCACUGUAGAUCAGAGAACUCACGCAGCAAAGAAGCUCUACAAAGAUAAUCAGUACUAGAAAUACUCUGUGCCCUCAAUCCUCAGAAAACUCACUGCGGAACAACUCUGGGAAUGUAAUGAAAAUGUGAAAACUUUGUGCCAGCCAUCACAAUUCAUUCAUCAUCAGAGAAAUUAAACAGUCAGAAAACUGAGAAUUUAAUGAAUGUAUGACAACCUUUAGCCAAAAGCCAGCUUUCUCAGUAAAGCAGAAAAUACAUAAAGAGUGGAGACCUCGUAUUCAGAACAGACAAGAAAUCAAGGUAAUGGAUGUGGGGAGUCCUUCUACUGUAAGUCAACCCUCAAUUUGACUUACACAAGGGUAACAACUAUAUGACAUAUAAUGACUAUUAAUUGUUCACCAAUAACCAUUUCCUCUUCUCCCUCAUGCCACACCUAGUCUGAAUUUCUCAACUGCUCUGUCAUCCAAAUGAGAUCAUAUUAUUAACCUCUGGAUAGUGAAAUAUAGGGGGUUCAAUGACAGGUCUUAUUUAAUACAUUUCUCAAAUUCUUAAUGUUUUCUCCUGUCCCUUGUCAGAAUGGAGUGGCGGUUGCCCCCAGCAAAUCCAUGGGGCUCUUGCACGGAAGAUGAGAGGGUACAAGAUAGAAGGAAACAGGGCCAAAGAGCGACUGUUGAAUGGAAUCUUCUCCUGAUGUUCACAGACUCUUUGCCAUGAUGAAUAAAUUUGUACUCUACUGAA
Messenger RNA from Vicugna pacos (alpaca), 4048 nucleotides. Lineage: Eukaryota; Metazoa; Chordata; Mammalia; Artiodactyla; Camelidae. The record is from RefSeq and is a predicted model, not a curated record.